AUGUAUGCAAGCAAGCGGCGUCAACGCAACUUCAAGAGGUGAGUCCGUUUAGGGCUAAUUGGUUGGCUUAUCCCGGUGGUCCAUCCUUCAAUCAUGCGAUGGCAUCCGCACGCAGACCCUCCGGCGGAUAAAAAUUGAAAGUUGCGUGCGGGAAUUCCGUGAGAUCGGAGUCGUUCUAUUAAUGGCGACAUGUCCUGAGGGAACACGGUUUAUCCUCCUUUCGUGCUGAUCCCCCGAAUGAUUGGACGUCACGAAACAGCGUUCGUGCCUGCAAAUCCUCCUCUUAUAAAUUCGCCAACUGCCGCAAUAUGGACCAGUCGGCUGCUUUUGGAGAUGAUCGAGUCCGCUUUUUUAUUAUUCACUUAGGGACAAGCCCGAUCAAGGUCACGAACUAGUCCAAGACAUGUUUGUAUUCAAAUCCUCUCGAGCCGUGUCACCCUCUGUUACGGUAAUUGCAGCGCGAUAAUGGCCUCUCAGCCAUCUUGUCCAUGUUUUCGCGCAUGCAGAUAUCUCUCACCUGUGAAGGAAAUUAAAUAUCCGCGUCAUUAAACAAAGUGUGACAUUAUAUAAUAUCCUCCUGUCCUAAUUGAGGGGUUAUUUAAUAUGCUCGUUUAGGGUUCGCGAAGCUGGGAAGCAAGAUGGGCCUACCAAUCCAAGCAAGAGACAUCGAGAACGACUCAAUGGGGAGUUGGAGACGGUGGCUGCAUUGUUGCCCUUCGAUGAGAACACACUUCAGCGUCUGGACAAACUGAGUGUCUUGCGAUUGGCUGUCAGUUAUCUACAGAUAAAGGCCCACUUUCAGGGUGCGUUUUAAAAAUGCUGAAAUUUUAAGCUAGGUGGAUGCUGUUAAAAAUGGUUUUGCAGUAUGUUCGGCCAAUUUUCCACAUCAAACUUGUCCGUUCCAUCCCUAUGGAUUCCCUCGGAUUCAACUUGGCCCGAUCCCAUCUAUUAUUGAGACCCGAACUGGAUCCAUCUUCGUCGAUCCACUGGAACCGUCAUUCAGCCAGAUUGCUCUCAGGGUAUGUAAAGAUCUGCCGCAAAGUAGAGACCGAAUUUAGGCAUUGGGUGGGUUUGUGAUUGUAAUGAGCAUCCAAGGCGAAAUUCUGUAUGCAAGUGAGAACAUUGAACUCUUCCUUGGACUCUUACAAUCCGACAUCCUUCAUCAGCCAGUAUUUGAAAUGAUUCAUUCUGAAGACCGUGAUGACAUAAAGGAAGGACUCAAGAAGGACAUCGCGUUAAGUGGAGAGAGCCUCGAGAAAGUGAUGGUUGCUCGGUUUAGAAGUUUGCUGGACAAUACUUGCGGCUUCAUUGUAGGUUAUUCCUAAAGAAAAAAUGUUUGUUCAGAGAGUGGAAUUGAGAGGUCGAUUCACUGAACUCCAUUCAGCAGGCACGUCCAGUGCCCAUUCAGUGAACGCUUUUCUGGCCGUUUGCACUCCAUUUGUCCCUCCAAUUCAGACCGAAUUGCCUACCGAAGAUCCGAUUCUCAAAUCAAAACAUUCAUUGGAUUUGACAGUUAUCUGCCUUGAUUCAAAGUUGUCUUCUUUACUAGAGAUUGGAGAUAAUGGUGUUGCCAAUCAGAGUUUCUACAACUACGUGCAUCCUGAAGAUGCACAGUAUGUGAGUGAUGCACAUCGAGCCGGUAUGUUGUUACAUCUGGUUUGAAAUUGCAAACUCAAUCAAUUUUUAGUUGUGAAAAACACUUCGUCCGGACUGAUGAUAUACAGACUAAUGGGUCAGGUGACUGGGAGAAUAGUAUAUGUACAGAGCAGUCUGAGGACUUUCUUCAAAACAAACAAGGCAGAAUCUAUUGGGGGAACACAUCGAACAUUAAGGUCGGCUUUCUUCCUCCCCAAGUUACCGUAAGCCAUUUCAGUGAGGUCGACGGCGUCGCCUUAUUGGAGAAAAGAGCAACCAUGAAGUCCACAUAUCUAACCUUUGACGACACUUUGUUACAAUCGCCGAGACAAAUCAGCUGCAUAGCAUCGCUCAACCCAUGCUCCAGAUCCGCACCGCCGAGAGAACUCAAGAUUUCAAAACCGGGAACAAUAAAUGGAGCAAAUCAUCAGUCAGAACUUCCGCCAGUUCAUCUGCCCAUGUUAAGUAUCAAUCCAACUCAUCUGGCGGAGAACUCCGUCUUUUUCCAUCAACCUCUUCUGCCAAUUACUGUAAGUGGGAAAGGUUAAAAGGACUACAGAAUAUUUUUUUCAAAAACAAUAUGAAAAAAUUUAGAUUGAUGGAGGACCGCAGCAGGAUUUCAAUGGAUUAGCAGCCAUGAUUCCGAACCCCGUACAAGAAAAUGACUUGCUGUGGCAGCAAGCUUUAAAACCUUCAUUAGACGCGGCCUACAGUGAGAUCGCUCCAAGUUGUUAUUAUCCCCAUGGUACGUUUACUUCUUCUUGUCAAUUCGUUGCGUUUACUUCUUCUUGUCAAUUCGUUGCGUUUACUUCUUCUUGUCUUAUUGACCAUUUAAAUUGUUUUAUUUUAAGCAUAUAUGGAUCCGUCAUCACAACAAGACCUCAGCGGGGUUCACGAAUAUUACCAUCCCCACCCUCACCUCCUACCCAAUCCUUCCCAAUUAGCCAAAACUUAUGAAACCACGGCCUCCACGGAGUCCUCUUUUGUAGGUGCAAAUGCAGUCCGUUACUGUGAUCCAAAUGGGUUCGAUCCUGGGUUCAGUGCUAGUUCAGCACCAGAUUUCAAUCAACCAACCAACAACUUUACAUUUUUCACAGAAGUUGCCCACAUUUUGGGUAAUUCUUAA
Bursaphelenchus xylophilus (pine wood nematode) is the source of this 2761-nucleotide messenger RNA. The record is from the annotation of a GenBank genome assembly. Lineage: Eukaryota; Metazoa; Nematoda; Chromadorea; Rhabditida; Aphelenchoididae.